AUGGAGAAUCACUUGUUUGGUUAUGGAUUUGUUAAUGGAUACACCAAAUGGGUUUUCCAUGGAGAAGGAUUUUCUUCAACAAAUAUGCCGCAUCCAACCAAUGAUGAUGAAACUUCCGACAUGCAUGACGAUAUCGAUGGACUAUUUUAUGAUACUUUUAGGAAUGUAGAAGGUGAUCUGCUGCAUGAAGGAGUGAGAGAGGGACCAUCUAAAGAUGCAAAGAGAUCUUUCAAAUUAGUUGACGAAGGGAAACAAGAGUUGUACCCAGGGUGUAAGAAUUUUUCUAAGUUGAGUUUCACCAUUCGGUUGUACUUGUUUAAAUGCAUUCACGGGUUGAGUAAUGUAACCUUUUCAUACUUAUUAUACUUGGUAAAAGAGGCAUUUCCAUUUGCUCAGCUACCUGAGUCUUUUGAACAAGGCAAAAAAAGAUGGAAGAAUGUUCGUGAUGAUUUGACUAAUAAGAACACUAAAAUCCCAGCAAAGGUUUUAAGGUACUUCCCUUUAAAGCCUAGGCUUCAGAGGAUAUUUAUGUGUUCUGAAACAUCUGUAGCCAUGAGAUGGCAUGCUACUGAACGACCCAAAGAUGGGAAUUUAAGACAUCCUGCUGAUGGGGAAGCUUGGAAGGAUUUUGAUUCAUUGCACCCGGAUUUCUCUAAAGAUCCUCGUAAUGUUCGAUUGGGUCUUUCAAGUGAUGGUCCAUCAUCUCCUGGAAACGAUAUAGAUGUGUUCCUACAACCGCUAAUUCCAGAGUUGAAGGAACUAUGGGAAAUGGGAGUGGAAACAUAUGAUGCUGAAACUAACCAAACAUUUCUAAUGCGUGCAGCUUUAUUGUGGACAGUUAGUGAUUUUCCAGCACUAGCAAUGCUUUCCGGAUGGAGCACCAAGGGGAAAUGGGCAUGCCCCACCUGUAAUUAUGAUACUUGCUCUCAAUAUCUCAAACAUAGUCGUAAGAUGUGUUACUUGGGUCAUCGAGCAUUUUUACCUCCUGAUCAUCCAUUCCGAAGAGAUAAGAAAUCAUUUGAUGGUAAAGAGGAGCAUAAAGCUGCACCUACUCCCUUAUCAGGCAUAGAAGUGCUUGAAGAGAUACGUGAAUUCAAUAAUGUCUUUGGGAAUGGCCGAAAGAAAAGGGCUCGGAAGAGUGAUGGUCCAUGGAAGAAAAGAUCCAUAGUUUUUAGAUUGCCAUAUUGGGCACAUAACAAAUUGAGGCACAAUCUUGACGUGAUGCACAUAGAGAAGAAUAUAUGUUAUAGUUUGCGUGGGACUUUGUUAGAUGUACCUGGAAAGUCCAAAGAUCAUGUAAAUUCUCACUAUGACUUGCACGAGAUGGGGAUACGCAAGGAGCUUCAACCAUUUAAAGAUGAUAAGAAUGGUAAAAUUCAUCUGGCUAAAGCUUGUUUCUCUAUGAAACCAGAGGAGAAAAGGUUGUUUUGCACUGUUUUAAAAAAUGUCAAAUUACCAAAAGGGUGUGCCUCUAAUAUAUCACGUUGUGUGCAAAUUGAGGAGAUGAAAGUAUCAGGAUAUAAGAGCCAUGAUGCUCAUUUCAUAAUGCAGUACUUGCUUCAGGCUGCGGUUAGAAAAGUGUUACCCAAGAAUGUGUCUUUGGCCUUGAUUAGGUUGGGGAAUUAUUUUAGAACCAUAUGUAGUAAGGUUAUAAGAAGAAUAGAUCUUGAUAUAAUGAAGGCUGAAAUCAUAGAUAUUGUAUGUGACCUUGAAAAGAUUUUUCCUCCAACCUUUUUUGAUAUAAUGACACAUUUGCCUAUCCAUUUAGUAGAUGAAAUUAAGCUUGGGGGUACGGUUCAUUUGCGUUGGAUGUAUCCUAAUGAGAGAAACAUGUGUAAGUACAAGGGGUUCGUUCGGAAUCGAUCCAAUCCAGAAGGAUCAAUAGCGGAGAGUUUUCUGGCCGAAGAGUGUUUGACCUUUUGUUCAAGAUACCUACAUGAUGGGGUGAAGACAAGAUUUAGUAGGUAUCAGACCGAGGAUGAAGAUGUUCAAACAAAGGGAAAUGAUUUUUCACAUAUAUUUCCUAAGACAGGCCAUCCAAUUGGAAGUAAGAAGAAAAGGAAAGGCAAGACAUUUGACAUGGAUAGUCAUCAGUGGGUUAAAGCACAUCGGUAUGCUUUGUUCAAUACUAGAGAUGAACAAGUAGAGACGUUUAUCAAGGAACAUAAGAUUAUAAUUGAUAAACGUGGUAGAGGAAAUGCAUGGGCAAAAGCACAAAUUCAUAGUCGAGAAUUUGGUGUUUGGUUAAAAGAGAAAGUUAAAACAGUUAAAGUCCCCAAUCAUAUAAUAUGGCUAUCUUAUGGGCCUAAUAUAGUGGCCAGAAGAUAUACUGGAUAUUUCAUCAAUGGAAACCGAUUUCAUACGAUGAAACGGGAUGCCUCAUGCAAGUCUCAAAAUAGUGGAGUGAGUUUGUCAGCAACAACUGAUAGUUUUGCUAGUGCCAGAGACCAAAAUCCCGUUGAUGGAAUGGUUGCCUAUUAUGGAGUUAUUCAAGAUAUCAUUGAGAUUGAUUAUUGGGGUUGUUUUAGUGUUGUACUAUUUAGAUGUGAUUGGUUUCAUAAUGAAGUCGAUGGCUAUGGGUUGACUCGGGAUCCAAUUGAGAAAGGGGUUUAUUAUGCAAGAAAUAAAGUCCCGGUUGAUUUGUAUGAAUUGGAGGAAGAGAAUUGUCCUAAUAUUGAAGAAACAUUUUGGAGGGAGCCUAAUGAUGACAUUGGCUCAUCAGAAAGAUUACUCGAUGUCGAUGUCAGAUGGUCGAGAGAAGAUCUCCCUGUUGAUAUCAUUGAUGUGUCUUCCCUUGCACAACAUUCACAAGAUAUAUCUAUGGAAACAUCGGAAGAGGAGGCUGACUUCGAUGAUACCGAUUGGGAUUGGAUGGAGCCUGGUGAUUGA
Molecule: messenger RNA, 2889 nt
Organism: Lycium barbarum (goji berry)
Lineage: Eukaryota; Viridiplantae; Streptophyta; Magnoliopsida; Solanales; Solanaceae
Exons: 5
Coding region: 1-2889 (962 amino acids)
Source: RefSeq, a predicted model, not a curated record